UCUGUGAUAAUAUUAUUCAGUACCUAUUUGAUAUUUUUAUUUUACAUUCACAAUUUGCUUAAGUCAAAAAUCGAAAACUAAAACGAAGUACGAACAAAUUCAACAAUUAAUAAUGUCAUAGUCACACCGAAUUUUAUAUUAAUAUAAAAUCGCUAGAGAAUAAUGUGCCUUAUGUAGCACUCCGUACUGAAUAAUAGUGUGUGAUCCAACUCCAAAGAAAAACGAUGACUUUUCGAUCAAGACGACAAAACAUAUAAUAAAAUGAUGUUUAAGGCACUGUAUAAAAUGCGGCCUAUGUGUGGCUUGCAUUGUCCCCUAAACUCUUUGUUCAACAAACAUUUACAUAAUACUAGUUCAAAUAGUGCACAAAAAAAGAGAAUACGUUCUACUGUAUAUUAUCUUUCUUCACUAGGAGUAUUAACGGUCGGUCUUAGUUAUGCGGCUGUGCCACUGUAUAAAAUGUUUUGUCAGGCAUUCAGUUAUGGUGGAACUCUGAACCAUAACAUAGAAGAUUCUAAAGUAGAAACAAUGAAACCCAAUAGAAACCGAGAGAUCAAAGUUCAUUUCACUGCUGAUACGUCAUCCAGUAUGCAAUGGAGCUUUAAACCUCUUCAGAAUGAAAUCAGAGUAGCACCAGGCGAAACAGCAUUAGCAUUUUAUACAGCUAAAAAUCCAUUAGAUAAAGCUAUUACAGGUAUCAGCACAUACAAUGUUGUACCUUUUGAGGCAGGACAAUAUUUUAAUAAAAUACAAUGUUUUUGUUUUGAAGAACAACAGUUGAAUCCAAAUGAAGAGGUUGAUAUGCCAGUAUUUUUUUUUAUUGAUCCUGAGUAUACUACCGAUCCAAAAAUGGAGAACAUUGAUGACAUAACACUGUCGUACACAUUCUUCGAAGCCAAACAAGGUGUAGAUUUAUCAAAUAUUUUCAAACACUGAAACAAUAGAUAACAUUAUGAGUUAUGUUUCUGGUAGUAAACAUUGUUAAUACAAUUGCGUACAGGCAUUGUUUUUACAUAUUUUAAUGUAAACAAAAUUUAAAAUAUAUAUUUUAUAAAAAGUUUUAAAACUUAAAAAUAUGUUA
Messenger RNA from Metopolophium dirhodum (rose-grain aphid), 1081 nucleotides. It is a transcript of the gene Cox11, whose product is annotated as cytochrome c oxidase assembly protein COX11, mitochondrial. The transcript has 5 exons. The coding region runs from base 262 to 936 and encodes 224 amino acids. NCBI's taxonomy places the organism in Eukaryota, Metazoa, Arthropoda, Insecta, Hemiptera, Aphididae. Gene Ontology annotation, cellular component: mitochondrial inner membrane. The record is from RefSeq and is a predicted model, not a curated record. Gene Ontology annotation, molecular function: copper ion binding.